Molecule: messenger RNA, 669 nt
Organism: Daphnia pulicaria
Lineage: Eukaryota; Metazoa; Arthropoda; Branchiopoda; Diplostraca; Daphniidae
Gene: RpS18
Product: 40S ribosomal protein S18
Exons: 5
Coding region: 142-600 (152 amino acids)
Biological process (GO): translation
Cellular component (GO): cytosol; small ribosomal subunit; ribosome
Molecular function (GO): RNA binding; structural constituent of ribosome
Source: RefSeq, a predicted model, not a curated record
UAGCGAUGGCGUACCGACUCAAAACAUUAAUCUGGCAGCGUCGCAUUUAACAUUUCUUUCAUUUCGUGUGCAGCUUCAGCUUGCAAUUCUUUCCAUUUUCCUGGCAAGUUGGUCUACGGAUUACACUAACAUCCUUUCGCCAUGUCGCUGGUACUCCCUGAGAAGUUUCAACACAUUUUGCGUAUUCUCAACACCAAUAUCGAUGGUAAAAUCAAGAUCAUGUUUGCCGUCACCUCAAUUAAAGGUGUUGGUAGACGUUACGCCAAUGUCGUUCUCAAGAAAGCCGACAUCGACUUGACUAAACGUGCCGGUGAACUGUCAGAGGAAGAGGUCGAGAAAUUGAUCACAAUUAUGGCCAACCCUAGACAGUACAAGAUCCCUGAUUGGUUCCUUAACAGGCAAAAGGACAUCAAGGACGGCAAAUUCUCUCAGGUCACUUCCAACAUGCUUGAGAACAAGCUUCGUGAGGACCUUGAAAGAUUGAAGAAGAUUCGCGCUCACCGUGGUCUACGUCAUUACUGGGGCCUCCGAGUUCGUGGUCAACAUACGAAAACUACUGGUCGUCGUGGACGCACAGUUGGUGUCUCGAAAAAGAAGUAAACAAAAUCUGUAUUCGAGUACAUUUCUGUGGAAUGUUGUUAACAGGAAAUACAUUUCAUGGAAUUCAAA